This is a messenger RNA of Akanthomyces muscarius, 2658 nucleotides long. RefSeq lists its product as uncharacterized. Gene Ontology annotation, molecular function: transmembrane transporter activity; DNA binding; zinc ion binding. Gene Ontology annotation, cellular component: fungal-type vacuole membrane. The transcript has 13 exons. Lineage: Eukaryota; Fungi; Ascomycota; Sordariomycetes; Hypocreales; Cordycipitaceae. The coding region runs from base 1 to 2658 and encodes 885 amino acids. Gene Ontology annotation, biological process: DNA-templated transcription; transmembrane transport. The record is from RefSeq and is a predicted model, not a curated record.
AUGUCUGUCGAAAAGCCUUCAACGCGACCAGACCCUCUCGCACGCGAAGUACUGCAUUCGGACGAAGAGACUGGUUCCGAAAAUCACCAUGAGUCUGCGACGAAAGAUGACCUGCAAAUAGACAGUUGGAGGGGAUGGGUUGUUGUCGCAGCUUCGGCAUCUUCUCUUUUCGUGUUCAUGGGUGUCAUUUACUCCUGGGGCAUCUUACAGGCAAACCUGGCACACAACUCCAGCAUGUCCUUGACCACAUUGACGUUUGUCGGCUCACUUGCAACAUCAUUCAUGACUUCGAUAUGUGUAUUUGUCGGCAAGGCUGUUCGCAAAUUCGGGUACCGAGAAACUGCAAUUGCGGGGGCUAUCUUGCUUGGCCUGGGGGAAUUUGCGUCGAGUUGGGUAACCCAUAAUCUGGGUGCACUUUUUGUCACUCACGGUGUCAUAUUCGGCGUCGGCGGUGGAUUGACGAUCUUGCCGUGCUCUACUGCACCUUUGCAGUGGUUUCGAAAGCGCCGUGGUCUCGCGACAGGCGUCGUCUUCGGUGGUGGAAGUCUUGGCGCAGCCGUCAUGGGCGUAGCGACAAACAGUAUGGUUGCCCGUAUUGGCGCACCUUGGACUUUUAGAAUCUUAGGAUUUAUGUUGUGGGCAGUCUGUCUUCCAGCGGCUUGUCUAAUGAAACAACCUGCCUCAACGCGGAACGCAGUGCCGAAGCUUCAAUGGCACCGAUUCAAAGAAGUCGACUUCCUCCUCAUAUUCUUCGGUUCCGCUCUGGCUUGCUUCCCACUAUUCAUUCCUCCUUAUUUUAUUCCGAUCUUUGCUCGCUCAAUAAGCCAAUCCGGAGACAUCGCAAUCAUUGGCUUGACGAUUUGGAACAUUGCAUCUACGGUGGGACGAGUCUGCGCUGGGUACACCGCUGAUUCUCUCUUGGGGCCUCUGAACAGCUUUCUUGUUUCAUUGGUCUGCUGUGCAGUAAGCUCACUUGCUAUUUGGCCCUUUUCCUCUAACAUGGGGGUUCUUGCCGCGUUCGCCGUUAUCAACGGUAUAGGCUGCGGGUCGUUCUUCAGCUUAUUCCCUACGGUCCUCGGCUCUGUUUUUGGUCCGGAAAACACCAUGGGAGUGCUACCUAUUAUGUGGGGUGGCUGGUUCUUCGGUUUCUUCUUCGGAACCCCCAUCGCUGCGCAGCUCUACGCGCUGGCUGGAACGAGGACUGACACCGCCGCGUAUCGACCUGCGGCGUAUUAUGCAGGUGCCAUGUCGGCUAUUGGCAUCGUUUUCUUCGUUAUUCUGCCAUCGGUAUUUCACAGCAUCCACAGCGACGGUUCCACGACGGGGGCCCACGAGCUGGAUGUCAGCGCGCUAGAACACCUAUCCUGCGAUAAUUGUCGGGCGUCCAAGGUGAAAUGCAUUCACGCAGGAAACUCCAACAGGAAAAUCGAAGCGCAAGAGAACGCGGCAAAUUGGGGACUCGGCGACGCCUCCCAGGAACUAGCUAUCCUGCACCUUCCUAGCUUCAUAGAAGAGCUCCGCUCACGCAGUUCCAAAGAAGUCAUUGCUUUGUUGAGCGCAGUGCUGGCGGUGACGCGCUCCCAAAUAUGUGUACUGAAUGCGUCUUGGGGAGAGGAUCUUUUGCCGCGGGAGCACUAUGCAUUGUACGCGAAAGACCUCUUGAAGGAUCUCAUCUUACAGCAUCCAAAUAUUCAAGUGGUUCAAGCCCUGCUAAUUAUCACGCUGCAUGAAUGGGGCUCCAGAGACUUCCACAAAGCGUGGAUCUAUUGCGGAGUCGCUAUUCGGAUAAUGCAGGCUCUCCAUAGUUUAAGAGUCGCACCAUAUCCGUUGGAUUUGACUUCGGAGCGGAAAACUGAUGCCACUUCCACAGCUAUUGAGACUCGCACCUACUGGGCUUGUUUCAUCAUGGACUGCAUGGUAAACUCAGGAACUUACAAUCCACCGAUGCUUCCAAUGUCAGAAAUGAUAAAGCUGAAGAUUCCUCGACCAGUCGGUAUCGUUGAAUUUGCAUUUGGGCCCGAUUCAUCCUCCGGAGCGCCACGUAGCGAUGAAUCUUAUGCUAACCACAGCACCGGUAUACUCGACAUCACCCAAGGCUUUGAGAUUCUGGUGGCUGGGUUCGAUAUCUGGACGCAGGUGAUGACUUUUAUUUUUCAGGAUGGACGUCGCGCGCCAGGGAUGUGCGCACCUCCAAACUGCCCAUGGGUGCCGGGAUCGCCCUGGUUCACGUCUCGCGACCAACUGGACCACUGGAGGGCAAGUCAACAUCGCAAGCUAUAUUAUCCGAACAACUCAGUUGCAGUACAUAUGACCUUGGGAUAUGGCGAAACAUUUGCCUAUUUGAAUCUUUUGUACUACGUCAGCACAUUGAUGCUCCAUCGGGAAUACUUCCCUUUCCUGCCGACGCUGGAGGCUACGCCGCAAGGGCCCGUGGACCAUCCAAAGCUGGAGGCUACUGCCCCAGAAAGAUGGUGGGAUGAUAGUGCGUCGAAGUCUGCAAGCGAAAACAUGUAUGGAUAUGUGUCUCGACUAUCUGAGCGAAUUUCGAAAAAUCUGGACAAUUGCGGACGGUUGGAUAAAAACAAUUCAGCACGCGUCGCUGCUCUACUCUCGAGCCGUAGAGAAUCGGUCAAGAUACCAAGGCAGAACAAGGACUGA